Ochotona curzoniae (black-lipped pika) is the source of this 3449-nucleotide messenger RNA. Its product is annotated as kinesin-like protein KIF2A. Gene Ontology annotation, biological process: microtubule-based movement. Lineage: Eukaryota; Metazoa; Chordata; Mammalia; Lagomorpha; Ochotonidae. The record is from RefSeq and is a predicted model, not a curated record. Gene Ontology annotation, molecular function: microtubule binding; microtubule motor activity; ATP binding. The transcript has 21 exons. The coding region runs from base 71 to 2305 and encodes 744 amino acids.
GCCCCCUCCCCGCCUUUUCCGCCCUCCCGGUCCCCUCCCUCGGCCCGCUGCCUCUGCUCCAGAUGAGGUGAUGGCAACGGCCAACUUCGGCAAGAUCCAGAUCGGCAUUUACGUGGAGAUCAAACGGAGCGAUGGCCGAAUACAUCAAGCAAUGGUAACAUCUUUAAAUGAGGACAAUGAAAGUGUAACUGUGGAAUGGAUAGAAAACGGGGAUACGAAAGGCAAGGAGAUUGACCUGGAAAGCAUCUUCUCCCUUAACCCUGACCUCGUCCCUGAUGAAGAGAUUGAACCCAGUCCGGAAGUCCCUCCACCUCCAACAGCCUCGGCCAAAGUAAACAAAAUCGUAAAGAAUCGGCGGACUGUGGCUUCUAUUAAAAAUGACCCUCCUCCAAGAGAUAACAGAGUGGUUGGUUCUGCACGUGCCCGGCCCACUCAGCUGCCUGAGCAGUCCGCCUCUGCACAACAGAAUGGUAGUGUUUCCGAUAUCUCUCCAGUUCAAGCUGCAAAAAAGGAAUUUGGACCCCCUUCACGUAGGAAAUCUAAUUGUGUGAAAGAAGUAGAAAAAUUACAAGAAAAACGAGAAAAAAGGAGACUGCAACAGCAAGAACUUAGAGAAAAAAGAGCCCAGGAUGUUGAUGCUACAAAUCCAAACUAUGAGAUCAUGUGCAUGAUCAGAGACUUCAGAGGAAGUUUGGAUUAUAGGCCUUUAACAACAGCGGAUCCUAUUGAUGAACACAGGAUAUGUGUUUGUGUGAGAAAACGACCACUCAAUAAAAAAGAAACUCAAAUGAAAGAUCUUGACGUGAUCACAAUCCCUAGUAAAGAUGUCGUGAUGGUGCAUGAACCGAAACAAAAGGUAGAUUUAACACGGUACCUGGAAAACCAAACGUUUCGUUUUGAUUAUGCCUUUGACGACUCAGCUCCUAAUGAAAUGGUUUACAGGUUUACUGCUAGACCACUGGUGGAAACUAUAUUCGAAAGGGGAAUGGCUACGUGCUUUGCUUAUGGGCAGACUGGAAGUGGAAAAACUCAUACUAUGGGUGGUGACUUUUCAGGAAAGAAUCAAGACUGUUCUAAAGGAAUUUAUGCAUUAGCAGCUCGAGAUGUCUUUUUAAUGCUCAAGAAGCCGAACUACAAGAAGCUAGAACUUCAAGUAUAUGCAACCUUUUUUGAAAUUUACAGUGGAAAGGUAUUUGACCUGCUAAAUAGGAAAACAAAAUUAAGAGUUCUGGAAGAUGGAAAGCAGCAGGUUCAAGUGGUAGGAUUACAGGAACGUGAGGUCAAAUGUGUUGAAGAUGUUCUGAAACUCAUUGACAUAGGCAACAGCUGCAGAACAUCUGGUCAGACAUCUGCAAAUGCGCAUUCAUCUCGGAGCCAUGCAGUGUUCCAGAUUAUUCUGAGAAGGAAAGGAAAACUACAUGGCAAAUUUUCUCUCAUUGACUUGGCUGGAAACGAAAGAGGAGCCGACACCUCCAGUGCGGACAGGCAGACCAGGCUGGAAGGUGCUGAGAUUAAUAAGAGCCUUUUAGCACUCAAGGAGUGCAUCCGAGCCUUAGGUAGAAAUAAACCUCACACUCCUUUCCGGGCGAGUAAACUCACUCAGGUGUUAAGGGACUCCUUCAUAGGCGAAAACUCCCGGACCUGCAUGAUUGCCACAAUCUCUCCAGGAAUGGCAUCCUGUGAAAAUACUCUCAAUACAUUAAGAUAUGCAAAUAGAGUAAAGGAGUUUGGAAUUAGUCCAUCAGACAUUCCCUUCUCACAGGGUACUGGCAGUCGCCCCGAUCUCUCUCCUUCCUAUGAGUAUGACGACUUUUCUCCUUCGAUUACCAGGGUGAAAGAACUGACUGUAGAUCCUACUGCCGCUGGUGAUGUCCGUCCAAUAAUACAUCACCCUCCCAGCCAGAUUGACGAUGUCGAGGCCCAGUGGGGUGUGGGGAGUUCCCCUCAGAGAGAUGAUCUCAAGCUGCUCUGUGAACAAAAUGAGGAAGAGGUGUCUCCACAGCUGUUUACUUUCCACGAAGCGGUCUCCCAAAUGGUGGAAAUGGAAGAGCAGGUUGUGGAAGAUCACAGAGCAGUGUUCCAGGAAUCGAUUCGAUGGUUGGAGGAUGAAAAGGCUCUCCUUGAGAUGACUGAAGAAGUGGACUACGACGUAGAUUCCUAUGCCACACAACUUGAAGCAAUUCUUGAGCAAAAGAUAGACAUUUUAACUGAGCUGCGAGAUAAAGUAAAAUCUUUUCGUGCUGCCCUACAAGAAGAAGAACAAGCCAGCAAACAAAUCAACCCGAAGAGACCCCGUGCCCUUUAAGUUGGCCUUGCUGCUAAAGGACCCCCAGCACCCUUAAUACUGUAAUGGACAUGGUUUAGCUGUAAGGGCCAUUUGAAAGUUUUAAGAUUUUAAGUGUCUGUGGAAAAUGUCUUGUCCUUCACCUGAAUGACAUUUCAAUUUUGUGAACCACCUCCGCCUCCAAAAUGCUUCUAGUCCGGGAGGCACAAACAAGAAUUGGGAUUGGUGAAGCAUUACAUUUCAUUUACCCAGUAGUGGUUUGCUUUUGGAGAUCCUUGCCAAUUUCAUUUGUUAAAGGAGGGAGUUGGGUUGUGGACUUGACCUGGAGGUGGCUGUUAGGGGGAAGCCACAGCAUUUCCUUUGACUCGGUUCAGUUUGCAUAGCCAGACGGCGCGGUUGACCCUGAGCGUGCAUGCUUACCUCAUCCGUGACUGUACAUACCCGCCACUCCUCGACGGCUGUGCUCGCCUCCCGCUCUGUGCCUUGACCAAGGCUACGACCCCGAGUUGCUGAAGCACAGCCAAGAAAAAUUACAUUCCUUAUUCAUCAUUGUAAAUUACCGUUAUUGUGUGUACAUUUUUACUGUAUUUGAGACAUUUUUGUGUGUGACUAGUUCAUUUUGCAGGAUGUGCCAUAUCAUUGAACAGAACUUAAGUCUGUGACAGUGGACAUAGCUGCUGAACCAUUCCAUCUUAUAUGUAUAAAAUCUGGAAUUAUGAUUUUAAACCAUAUAACAUGUGAUUUUAAUUUUCUUAGCCUUUUUCUUUGUAAAGAACUAAAAUAUAAACUAGUUGGUGUAAAAUAAAAAGCAAUGAAGUUCUGAGAAGAGUUUUAUCUUAGGGUUAUACAUAUAUAUGCAGUGUGUGUGCCAGUGUGGUAUUAACAAGAUUAAUAGUGCAAUUUGAUCUUUACCAGUACCAUUAACUUAAGUUGAAAUGUUCAUUAGCACCCCAAAGUGUACCAUUCAAUGUACUGGUAAAAGAAGCUGGCUUCUGAUGCAUGAACGCUGACAUGUGCGUUGAAGGUAGCCCAUAGCAGAGGUUAGCUUAUGCCAGGUACACACAGCACGUAACUCCCUUGAGAAUUAGGCGCAAAGAGCUCCACCUAGUAACCUAAUGUGUCAUAUUUUCCCAUUACUUGGUGAGGAUUGCCAAAUUCUUACCAA